This is a messenger RNA of Exophiala bonariae, 861 nucleotides long. RefSeq lists its product as uncharacterized. The record is from RefSeq and is a predicted model, not a curated record. Bases 1 to 861 code for a protein of 286 amino acids. The transcript has a single exon. NCBI's taxonomy places the organism in Eukaryota, Fungi, Ascomycota, Eurotiomycetes, Chaetothyriales, Herpotrichiellaceae.
AUGCCUCCAAUGACCUUCAAUCUUCCAUUGAGGCUUUCCUCCUCCAACCCCUCGAGCAGCAUCACCAAUCAUCCCAGCUUCGCCUUCUGCUAUGCGGACAAGCCAGCAGCAUUGACUCACUUCCUUGAGAAGAAAUCUCCUCUUGCUCCUAAAGACCUCUUCGCCAACCAUGAAUUCAUGACCUAUAUCAUGUCCAAGGAGGAAGGACCGACUGUUCAGUAUGAGAACCUUCGUCCAGCACUCACUGCUCUGCGCCCAUGGUUGAGACUCUCACCAAACGGCCGCAAGCUCCUCAACUUCUACAAGGACUUCCUCCAGCUCCACGGUCAAUGGGUCAUGGCAGCAACCGAGCAAGCCUCCUAUGAGAUUCACAUUCAACUCACCAUCGCCGUGUAUCUGAAGCGAGGCCGCGAUCAGAAACUCCUUGCUCAAAUGGAGAAGGACCUGCCAGGCAUCACGGUCGCAAUCAUGAACCACCAGACGCCAUGCCCUCCCAACUUUGAGAAAUGCACCCAAGCCAAGAUCGCCGCCAUGAGCCAGAAGACCAACGAGCUCGUACGCCGCUUGACAGACCUCAAAAAAUCGAACGAGUUCAAGACUCAACACUCUCGUCUCCUCGCAACGAUGGCACUUGCCGAGAAGAAACUCGAGAAGAUGCGUUCUCAGCGCAAGAGCCGCGAAGCUGCCCAAGCCGCUCUCCGCCGCAGCAACGACUCUGACAAUGUCCGUCAACUUGGCACCACCGGCAUGGUCCGCCACCUCCCUCAUGUCGAGGAGUCGCUGCGAGAGUUCACCGAAGAGGAGAAGGACACUUAUUUCAACUUCAACGAGCCCGUCGCCAGUGUUGGUGCUACUGGUUGA